Penicillium concentricum is the source of this 303-nucleotide messenger RNA. RefSeq lists its product as uncharacterized. The transcript has a single exon. The coding region runs from base 1 to 303 and encodes 100 amino acids. Lineage: Eukaryota; Fungi; Ascomycota; Eurotiomycetes; Eurotiales; Aspergillaceae. The record is from RefSeq and is a predicted model, not a curated record.
AUGGAAACUUGGGAAGUAAUUAGCUCAGGGCGUGUCUUCACGGUGAGAACCAACGACAAGGAGAAACAACCAUUACCUUUGAUGGAACUUUUGGAGCUGAGAUGGCACCUCUCCCGCAUUGCUGCGAUGCAGGGAGCAGAUCAGGAUGAUGACAGUGGUGACGAUUCUGACGGUGGGUCCUUUUCAGUCCCAACGGGGUCGCGAUCACUCGUCAAACGAGAGGGCAUGCUUCGCGAGAACGUGCCUCCUCAAUCUCCCACUCGGUCAGUCUCACCCAAAAAGUUGCAAACUUUGCCUUUUUAG